AUGCAGUCUGAGAGUGAAGAAGAGGAGCAGGAGACUUCUGAAGAAAGCUCUGAAGAAGAAACUAGCUCAGGGGAAGAAGAAGAAGAAAGGAAUGAUGAAAAUAUUAAAGGUAUUUCUGAUAUGAGUUCUUAUGAAGGUGAUGAUAGUUUCGAAGGAGAAAGUGAUUCUGGUGAUGAAUCCUCUUAUGAAGAAGUUCAAGAAGGUAAAAUGGGAUUCUUGUCUAAGAAUAGAUCAGGUGGUCGUAAGAAAUCCUUUAGUACGACCAAACCAACCACAUUCAAACCAACGAUGGGUAUAUUUAAUAAAAAGGAUCAAAAUAAGAAAUCAAAGAAACCAUUGGCUACCACUACGUCAUCUGAAAAACCUAAGACUAUGAAGGGUAUUUUUAGUAAAAAACCAGCUAAGCAACAAAUUUUACAUCAAAAACCUGUUGUUGGUAGGAGAUUAUCUAAAGCUAUGCAACCAGGUAACCAAAGAAACCCAUUUGGUGUUAAGAAAUCACCUGAAGGUUCUAAAAUCGAUGUUAAGAACAAAGUCAAAGGAAAAGAUAAAUCUGUACCAAAGAAGCAAACUAAGACAAAAAAAUCUCUAAAGACCAGUACCGAACAGUCAACAAUUGGAAAGAAGAAUGUAGGUGUUGAACCAAUUACGAAAAGGAGAGUGGAUGAAACUGAAGAAAAAAUCUUCAAUAGUAGUAAUGUACCGGAUUCUAAAUACAGUGAAGAAUCACAAGCUAACAACGGUGGUACAUCUAUAAAUGGUAACAAACAAGUCGAACAAACUCAAUCUAACUCAAACGACGUCUCUACCAAAAAGACCUUAAAUCCAAGUAUGAUGGGUAACCAAACCAAUAUACAGUUACCACCAGGAAGAUUUAUUACUCCAAGUGAUUUUGCAAGUUCUUCUUCUGUUGAUAUUCCAGGUGGAUUACCUACUUCUACCCAACAACAAAUUAUUGGAUACUACCUAUUUAGUAAUUCUUCUACACCAGUAAAAGAAAGUUCUCCUAUUGAGGAGUUACAAAACUCUAAAGAGAGUUCAGCUAGUAUCGAUGGUGAUAAUUUGACUGUCUCCACAUCAGAUGGGAAGAAUUAUUCUUUCAAGGCUAAACCCUUCUAUUCAAAUGAAGGAAAUGGUAACGCAAGUGAAAGUCCACUUGGAAAUGCGGAAUUGGAGCAAGUCGCUACAUCAAGUGGUAUUGAAUCUAACAAUACUACUAAAAAUAUUGUAAACGAUAGCAGUAAUACCAGUUCACCUUUGAUGACAAAUUCAAAUGAGAUGAAAUAUACAGCCCAAUUUCAACCUACGGUAGCACCCGGAACUGAUGGUCAACCAUUAUCAAUCGAUACAAGUUCAGAUAUUAAUUCUGAACAAAAAGCUACAACUGUGGUAAAACCAUCCUUGAGUGCACGUAAUACUGAACCUUUUAAUGAUGAAUUUACUACUCCAACAACCCCAACCACUUCAAAACAAGUUGAAAAACCAAGUUCCUUAUCUUCUCCUCCUACUCGUAUAUCUUCACGUUCAAAGCCAAUAGUUUCCACUACAGAAGCCAAAAUUGCCGCUAUGAAAGCUAAAGGUGUGAAGAGAUUACCUAGGGAAUCCAACGGUGCCAUAGGUAGGAGAUCUGAUAAAGAUUCUUCAGUACCAAGAAGUUCCAGAGUAAAGAUGGGUGGUAUGUUUGGUGGACGUUCUUCUAAACCAGCUAAAGAUAAGAAAGCUUUGAAGGAGAAGGAAGAGAAAAGAAGUAGGAUAAGAGACAGCAUUAUAACAUCAUUUACUUAA
Messenger RNA from Maudiozyma saulgeensis, 1785 nucleotides. The record is from the annotation of a GenBank genome assembly. Lineage: Eukaryota; Fungi; Ascomycota; Saccharomycetes; Saccharomycetales; Saccharomycetaceae.